AGCCAUGAUGUUCAUCGUGGUCUCAGUACUUGUCGCGUCCAGUUUAGUCAUCGCAGAAGAGCAGAAACUGUCCUGGAAGGAUGAUGACGGUUUGGAAGUGAAGAUCAUCAAGCCGAUAAAGAAGGAGAAAUGUACGAUCGUCUCACAAGAGGGUGAUAUCGUUGAUCAGUACUACAAACUGACAGACAAGGAUGGCAAGGAGAUCGGAAGCAACUUCGGCAAGAAACCGUACACAUUCACACUCGGAAAAGGACAAGUGAUACCUGGAAUGGAUCGGGCCAUGACUGGCAUGUGCAUUGGCGAGAAACGAAAGGUCGUGAUUCCAGGUCAUCUUGGCUUUGGUACCAACGGACGGGAAAGGGACAACAUCGAAAAGGACCAGGUUCUAUAUUACACUGUCCAGCUAGUCGACCUCUUCAGGGCUGUUCCUGGCGACAAGUGGGAGACAAAGGAGGGUAUUACGAUCGAGGUCAGUCACAAAAUCGAUGAAGAGAAGUGCAGAAAGUCCGAACCUGGAGACACCAUUCACCAGCAGUAUAUACUCCACCUCGAGGACGGCACUUUCGUUGACUCAUCGUUCUCACGCAAUGCUCCAUUCAUCUUCCAGCUUAACAGAGGGCAAGUUAUCAAGGGCAUGGACAUCGCCAUGACAGACAUGUGCGAGGGUGAGCGCCGUAAGGUUAUCAUUCCUUCAGAAUACGGAUACGGAGAUGAGGGCAGACCACCACAGAUCCCUGGAAAAGCUCGCCUCUACUUCGACAUCACCCUUGAAAAGCUGAUCAAGAAGGAUGAGCUGUAAAAAACUGUGUCAUACAGUUAGUGAGUGAUCGAUGGACGUGUCUCUUCUACGAUGAACUCAAACUGGCGCAUCUUGCCCAGAUUUCUUGUUAUGUAAAAUAUUUUGCUGCGUAGAACAUGGAAUUAUGUUCUAUGUUUAUUGAAUUUGUUCUGUCUUUUGAUAAAAAAA
This is a messenger RNA of Cylicocyclus nassatus, 967 nucleotides long. The record is from the annotation of a GenBank genome assembly. Lineage: Eukaryota; Metazoa; Nematoda; Chromadorea; Rhabditida; Strongylidae.